AUGUCCUCAUAUUCAGAUAACCAUCAAACAUCGUCUUCCCAAUUUUUACCACCUCAGUCAGCCCAAGUACGAAGCUCUUUAUUUGGUGGACCUAGCAGUGAUGCUGAUCCACCGCCAUCUUCACUGCCUGAGCCACCUCGGAGGUCUAUCUUUGGUGGCCCCGGCUCUCAGGAUGUAAUUCAGAGACAGGAGAUCCAGUCGGAUCCCAUGGAACAAGAUGUCACACAGGGAGAGGAAACUGAACUUGAUUUGAUCCUUCGCGAACAACCGUUGGCCGCCUAUUACGGCUCCGACGGUGACAGUUUUCAUGACAGUGACGACGAGACCCACAAGCCUUCGCGAAGCGUCGCUCAAUCCCAAUUUUUUUCAACCAGACAAACUCGUUCCUUUGGUACAGAGCAGCAGCCAACGUAUGUUGUACAUCGAGGUGUCGAUCUGCCACCCGGAGUUGCGCGUCCAAACCGAUGGAUAGGACACGCAACCAAUUACCGACAGGCUAUCGUUGCGGAGAGAAGUGUCUAUAAUUCUCUUCGGGCCCUUCGUGCAAAUGACCUGUCUGGGCAUCUGUAUGAUGCAUUUGCAAUUCGGCAAAAAUCCAACCAUGAUCAGAGUGAGCCUUCGGACGCUGAUGAUUCAGACGAAGAAAAGACAAGGGCAUUCCGCAAGAAAUGGAUAGCGUGGCCUAUGACUUCUGCUUCAGUUCCUCGGACCGAUGAGAAUCUUCGACGUAGAUUGGAUGGAUUUGAUACAUAUCGAAUGGAACCAGACACACGUCCCAGCGCAGAGCUAGAGGAGUGGAUCAUGGCGACCAUGAUGAGGGUAGGCAAAGAAACAUACAUGGCUCGGGAAUCGGGUUGGAAGGAGGUGAAGGAUUCCCAAGAGGCCAAUCAAACCGAUCCCGAUCCCAAUGCGAUAGUUGAUGACGAAGCUGCAAAAGAUGACAACGAGCAGAAUGAGGAAACCAAAAAGCCUCAACCCAAAAAGCCUCAAUCUCCGCCACGCCAUCCUGUCAUGCAAACCGAUGAAGAUAUCUUACAUCGUCAACUGCGACCUCUGUCACGCACUGUCAUCUCACAAUUAGAUCAGCUUUUAAUGGGGCUCCACCAUUCCUGCGACAUCGAACCAACGAUAUGGACUCCAGUGAUGACUCGGCAACCGACACAGAUGAAGAAAAAGCAAGACCAAUCGCGUGGUACGAAACGGGGACGGAAAGAGUCAAACCUCGAUCAACCGUCCGCCAGUCGAGCCUCAUCGUCACGGUCAUCUCCAUAUAUGGAUGCAACAGAUGAUGAUACGCAAUCUGGAGAAACGCCAAACCAGGCCCGUAAGAGAAUGAUGGACAGGCUUCUGCUGCGCGAUUGGAGCGAGGUUAUGGGCAUCGCCUCGAUAAUGGGUUUGCCAUCUAAUGCUGUUGAGAGAACCUCAAAGCGAUGUGCCGACAUAUUCGAACAAGACAUGUCAUUUCGGACAUUCCACGAAGGCCGUAUAGAGCGGCUGGACCGUCUACCAGACAGCACCUAUACAUAUGGCUAUGUUGAAGACUCCGACAGCGACUUCAACCGGCAACCUAAGCGCAGAACCAUAAGCAGAGACACUUCGAAGGGGCCAGGAUUCCACAACCUGCACCCCCCCGCCGUUCGUGCUUCUUCCGUGGCAUCCAGUUCAAAGCCACAACAGCAACUCGCUGGGGACAAGAACCCUGGCUUCGGCACUGUUCCUGCGAAUAGGAAACCUAAUAUUACUUGCCCAAUCGUUGGUUGCAAACGUAACCUCAGUGGAUUCGCGCGGACCUGGAACUUCAAGCUACACAUGAAGAGGUGCCAUUCUGGAUUUGAUUAUGUAUUACCUUCAGAAACUCCAGAGCCUUCGCGGUCUCCGGCCCCUCAACCCUCUCAACCGCGAGCUGCAUCACAGGAUGUACCUAUUAUCGAACUUGAUUAA
Penicillium malachiteum is the source of this 1941-nucleotide messenger RNA. RefSeq lists its product as uncharacterized. Bases 1 to 1941 code for a protein of 646 amino acids. The transcript has 3 exons. The record is from RefSeq and is a predicted model, not a curated record. Lineage: Eukaryota; Fungi; Ascomycota; Eurotiomycetes; Eurotiales; Aspergillaceae.